Molecule: messenger RNA, 936 nt
Organism: Symbiodinium natans
Lineage: Eukaryota; Dinophyceae; Suessiales; Symbiodiniaceae
Source: the annotation of a GenBank genome assembly
AUGUUCGUUUCAGAGCUGGCGUACAGCACGCUGCAGGGCGCCACGCAAGUGGGUUGCCAUAUUCUUCACUUGGAUGCAUCCCAUGGUGAAGAAUCUGUCGUCGGGUGUGGCUCGGCUGCUCUUCUCGCCAAGUUUGCCGAGCUAUGUCCAGAAGUUGAUGUACAACAUGUCCGUUUGUGGGAUGAGGGCAUGCGCAGCAAGAUGGAGUACAACUUGGACCAUGUAAGGGCGAAGAUGGCAAUGCUUGCAGGAAGAGGAUCUGAAGAUUGCUUCCAGCAGUUUGCCAGCAUUGAGGUGCUGGCGAAACAGAUUGCGACGGCCAGAGGUUUAGUGGUGUCUGCUCCCAUGUGGAACUUUGCGGUGCCUUAUGUCAUGAAGCAGUACUUCGACUGCGUGCUGCAUCCAGGACUGACAUUCACCGAAACCAGUUCUGGGCCGACUGGGCUCCUUGGUGGCGGACGCCCGGUGGUGUUGCUGACAUCAUCGGGUGGUGUCGCAUCAAAAGACUACGUCACGCCCUGGCUGCUGGAUGUUGCGGCCAUGGCUGGAUUUGACAUACCCAAAGUGGUUUCAGCUGCCAGUCUCGUGAGCCGAGACCGCGCAACAGCCAUUGAUCUUUUCCGACAGCAGGCGGCAGUUGCGGCAGAGCACCUGACCCUGGAACCUGGGACGAAAAGAUCGACCGUGCAGCCCGGUGAUGGUGACGAGCUUGGCUCAUCCUGUGGGCACGAGGAGCUUCGCAGAUGGCUGGAGAGCAGCGGCGGUCUGAGCUCAGACUGCCUGGAUUCUUUGGAGUCAGCCCGUGUCGAUGGUGAGCUGUUUCUCGCUGCCUCCGACAAUGACUUACGUGAUGAGGAGCUUGGUCUUGAAGAGGCCGACAUCGUGCGUCUUAAGCAGCUGCAGAAGCUGUUCCAGGAGAUCUGUCAUGCCGGCUGA